AUGUCCAAGCUCUUGACCGUCUUCGGCGCCACGGGAAACCAGGGCGGCUCCGUCAUCAACGCCGUGCUCGCCGACGCCGCCCUGUCGCGCGACUUCAAGAUCCGCGCCAUCACCCGUGACGUGUCCAAGCCCGCGGCCCAGGCCCUGGCCGCCAAGGGCGUCGACGUCGUGGCCGCCGACCUCGACUCCAAGCCCUCGCUGGCCCAGGCCCUCAGCGGCUCCCACACCGUCUUCCUCGUCACCACGCCCGACUUCGCCUCGGGCCAGAGCCAGGAGCUGGCCCACGGGCGCGCCGUCGCCGACGCCGCCCACGACGCCGGCGUCUCCCACAUCGUCUACUCGUCCCUGCUGCACGUCAGCGACGCCACGGCCGGCCGCCUCGCCCACGUGGCGCACUUUGACGGCAAGGCCGACGUCGAGCGCUACAUCCGCGCCCGCGGCCUGCCCUGCACCUUUGUCCUGCCGGGCUACUUCAUGACCAACUUCACCGCGCUGCAGAUGCUGGCGAGGGGCGACGACGGCGUCUACUCGCUCGCGUACCCGGUGGGCGGGGAGGCGCAGUUUCCGCUCGUCGACGCAGAGGCUGAUAUCGGCAAAUUCGUCGUCGCCGCCAUCAAGAACCGCUCCACCCUGCUCGGCAAGCAAGUCCUCGCCGCCGCCGACUACUACACCCCGGCACGCAUCGUCGCCGAGUUCGAGGAGGUGACGGGCAAGCAGGCGCGCUUCCUGCAGGUCGACGCCGACACGUACAAGAGCUUCCUCCCGGCCCCCAUGGCCCAGGAGAUGCUGGAGAACCACCUGUUCAUCGAGGACCCGGGCUACUACGCGGGCGAGAGCCUCGACGAGAGUCGGCGUCUGCUGGCCGGGGUUGGCUUGGCGCCCACCACGUGGAAGGAGUUUCUGGGGAAGAACAAGGGCGCGUUUCGGUGA
Messenger RNA from Hirsutella rhossiliensis, 930 nucleotides. RefSeq names its product nmrA-like family domain-containing protein. Lineage: Eukaryota; Fungi; Ascomycota; Sordariomycetes; Hypocreales; Ophiocordycipitaceae. Bases 1 to 930 code for a protein of 309 amino acids. The transcript is spliced from 3 exons. The record is from RefSeq and is a predicted model, not a curated record.